GAAAUCCCACGAGGCCCCUCUCUCUAUUUUAAAAGGCCGCUCCGGAAAUCUUGCUUUCUCAGUUCACCCGACAGCAUAACAUCAAAGGCGAAACUCUAUUAAGCAACCAAAAUGUCUAGGGUUUUAAAAGGUUUCAGGGCGCUGUUAGCUUCCCCAGCGGCGGCAGGGUCUUCGUUAGCAGCAGCCAAGUUUUAUACUUCUGCUUCUGCUGCUGCUGGCGCUGCUGCGAAAUCCGCUGCUUCGAAAGUGGCUCAGAAAACUCCGAAAAAGUCAACCACUUCAAAACCCAAGACUGCAAAACCAGCUGCUCCUCGAACCAUGACUCGACCCUCUGGGAUUUUUAAAGUUACUCCUGUUUCUCCUGCUUUGGGUCGGUUCCUUGGAGCCGGACAGGCUUCCCGUACUGAAGCUGUUAAGCAGAUCUGGACCUAUAUCAAAUCCAACAACCUCCAGAAUCCCAACAACAAGAGGGAGAUCUUUUGUGAUGCAAAGCUUAAGACCAUUUUCGCUGGAAAAGAAAAGAUUGGUUUCCUGGAGAUUGGAAAAAUGUUAUCCCACCACUUUGUGAAGACUACCUGACC
Durio zibethinus is the source of this 581-nucleotide messenger RNA. Its product is annotated as upstream activation factor subunit UAF30. Lineage: Eukaryota; Viridiplantae; Streptophyta; Magnoliopsida; Malvales; Malvaceae. The record is from RefSeq and is a predicted model, not a curated record.